CUCCUGGAUGGGACACGGGAACUUGUCGCCUGUUUUCGGGGCCUUGUCAAGACAGGAUGGUUUUACAAGAGAAACAUGCGGCGAGGGACCAGCUGCGAUUUGCAGAGGAGGAAGAAGAGAAGAACUUUCAGCUGAUUGUCAAAGAGACUUUCUUGGAGUAUGUGCCCGACAGGGAGGCAGACGAUGCCGCGAGCCACGCAGAAAGUGAGCCGGCCAAAGAAGUGAUGAAAAUCAAUGACUUGAGGAACUUGGGUUCAGCCACGGAUAGUGGAACAGAACCCUCGAAGCCAAUCCAGUCCAUCGAGUCCAUUGGUUCUCGCCUUCAUGAGUCAGGCCUUUGCAAGCCCUGCGCUUGGUUUUGGAAGCCGACUGGAUGUCGCAAUGGAACUGAGUGCAGGCAUUGCCAUAGCUGCACGCUUGGCGAAUUCAACCGUCGUAAACGUGAACGCCGGCGACUUUUUCGGCAGAAAGGCAGCCAGCAGCAGGUUCCAUAUGGGGAUGAGAGCCCUCUCUCACUCUCGCCGCGUUCCCCUCGGACGGAGCCUGAAACGGAUUGUCACGAACGUUGGCUUUCUCCUGAGCGCGGAGCUGCCGGGGGAUUUCAACGUGCUGUGACAUGGCCAGUAACAAGCUUUGACACGAACCAAGGCCGUCCAUUUGUAGCUGCCGUGCCGGUCAUGAUAAUUGCGAUGCCAGUGCCAGUACCCGUAGUACCUUCGGUGGUGAUCAGCAGGACACACUAGCAGUGAGAUCGCUGAAGUCCGCACCAAAGCACAGCCGCAAACUACAUGACUCUCCGAAAAUCUCCGAAAUAUGGAAUCCGGCGGAAUCCGGCGGAAUCCGGCAGAUUUUCUGAAACCCAGACAGGGUUUUCCCACAACCAAAGCUCUGUUGAGUGCAGCUACGGGUUUAUCCUCGGUGAUUGUGAACAGACAAAGUGGU
Cladocopium goreaui is the source of this 942-nucleotide messenger RNA. NCBI's taxonomy places the organism in Eukaryota, Dinophyceae, Suessiales, Symbiodiniaceae. The record is from the annotation of a GenBank genome assembly.